Messenger RNA from Penicillium digitatum Pd1, 594 nucleotides. RefSeq names its product v-SNARE protein VTI1. The record is from RefSeq and is a predicted model, not a curated record. Gene Ontology annotation, molecular function: SNARE binding; SNAP receptor activity. NCBI's taxonomy places the organism in Eukaryota, Fungi, Ascomycota, Eurotiomycetes, Eurotiales, Aspergillaceae. Gene Ontology annotation, cellular component: ER to Golgi transport vesicle membrane; SNARE complex; Golgi apparatus. Gene Ontology annotation, biological process: intra-Golgi vesicle-mediated transport; intracellular protein transport; Golgi to vacuole transport.
AUGUCAAACCCACUAGACACAGACGCCGGCUCGGAGAUGUUCGCCAGCUACGAGAACGAGUUGAAGCUGGUGCAAGCCGAUCUGAACCAGAAGCUGGACCAGAUCGCCGAGGCAAGCGGCGAGCAACGGAAAUCAGCAAUUGGCAUCGCAACUCAAGUCCUUGAAGAAGCCACAGAACUGCUCGACCAAAUGCGCAUGGAAAAGCAGAACAUCCCCUCAGCAGCCCGGUCAAAAGUCAACAUUCGCUUCCGUAACUACUCAACCGACAUCGACGAGAUCAAGCGCAAGCUCAAGUCCCUCUCGGAUGACCGUCAAGCACUCUUCGGCGACCGGUACACCGAUGAGCCGCAGGAUGAGCACCUCGAACAAAGACAGCAGCUGCUUUCCGGUACGGACCGGCUAGAGCGCAGCUCAGCGCGGCUGCAGCAGAGUCAACGCAUGGCGCUGGAGACGGAGGAAAUUGCUCGUGGCACCCUCGGCACCCUGUAUGAGCAGAGGGAGCAGAUCACGAAUGCUCGGAACAACUUGCUGCAGAGUGAGGGUUACGUCGAUACUAGUAUCAAGACUCUGAGGGGCAUGGCCCGUAGGUACUGA